Messenger RNA from Orbicella faveolata, 2473 nucleotides. RefSeq names its product RNA-binding protein 25-like. Lineage: Eukaryota; Metazoa; Cnidaria; Anthozoa; Scleractinia; Merulinidae. Gene Ontology annotation, molecular function: mRNA binding. Gene Ontology annotation, cellular component: spliceosomal complex. The record is from RefSeq and is a predicted model, not a curated record. Gene Ontology annotation, biological process: regulation of alternative mRNA splicing, via spliceosome.
ACAUGUAACAUGUACAUCAUUCUAUAUGUUCAUAAAUAUAAGGCAACUUUAUCAGAGUGGACACUUCUUUGUUCAACAGUUCCACCUGCUUUACCCACCAAACCUCCAAUACCUGUUCCAGGAAUUCCUCCUCUUGCAGUUCCACCUGGUCUGCCUCUUCUUCCUACUCCGACAACAAUUCCCUCUGGGCGACCUCAAUACAGACCAGAAAAUAAACACACUAAUAACCAGAAUCAAAAUCAAGGAAAUUCAUCCAAAACAACAACAGUGUUUGUAGGUAAUAUAACUGAGAGAGCGUCUGAUGCACUUAUAAGACAAAUUUUAACGAAAUGCGGUCUUGUAGUAAACUGGAAACGUGUGCAAGGAGCCAAGGGAAAAUUACAAGCUUUUGGAUUCUGUGAUUAUGGAGACCCUGAAGCAAGUCUUCGAGCCAUAAGAUUACUUCAUACUAAAGUACUGGGAGACAAGGCAUUAGUUGUUAAAGUGGAUGCUAAAACCAAGACCUAUCUUGAUGAGUACAAAGCUGAGAAGAAAAAGGAAAUGAAAAAGAACCCAGAAGACAAGAAGAAAGAGGAUGGGGAAGCUGAUGAUGACGAAGAUGAUGAUAAUGACGAUCUUGAUGAAGAUACAUUAGCAGAGGAUACAAGGGUCCAGAAGGCUAUUGAACAGAUAUUAGUAGAGCAUUCUGAUAUUUUAAACAGGAAAACAGAAGGUGAUACUUAUUAUCGGCCCACGCACAGUGGUUCAGAGCAAAACUUGGAAGGACUGGAUAUGGAUACAGAAAAGAAAAGCUUAGUGUCACGGGAGAUCCGAAGCUUUCGAGACACGUACAGGAAAGAGGACAAGAGAAAGGAAGAGGAAAAGUCGGAAAGGAAGGAAAAAGAAAGGGAAAGAGAUAAAGAUCGAGAAAGGGACCGAGACAGAGAUAGAGACCGAGAUAAAGAUAGGGAAAGAGAGAGGGAAAGAGAAAGAGAAAGGGAAAGAAAACGUGAACGCGAAGAACGUGAACGCCGAGAAAAAGACCGUGAUCGUGGUGAUCGUGAUGAUCGUGACCGAGACCGUGAUCGCGAUAGAGAUCGUGAUCGCGACAAGGUGCGUGAAAAAGACCGUGAUUCUGACCGUGACAGAGAGAAGGAUCGUGAUUAUGACGAGGAGGAGGAGGCAGACAGAAGACGGCGAGAGAGGAGACAGAGGGAGAAGGAUGCAUCUUACCAAGAGCGUUUGAAAAAUUGGGAAGCAAGAGAGCGGAAGAGAGGCCGAGAAUACGAGCGAGAGAUGGAAAAGGAAGGGGAGAAGAAAGAUGAACAGGCCCGCGAGAGGAAACAUUUAUUAACAUUUCUUGAAGACUACGAAGAUGACAAAGAUGAUCCUAAAUAUUACAAGGGAAGCGCAUUGCAGAGACGGCGGCGGGAGCGAGAAAUGGAGGUGGAAGCCGACGAAAGAGACCGGCAACGAGAAAUGGAGGAAAUCGAAGAGAUUAGAAAACAAAUUGUUGAUACUCAGUCGGAAGAAAUGGAUGAGCAGGAUGGUAAAGACAGCGACAGAGAGGAAGAGCCUAAACCCGCUUUACAACCAACCUUUAAACCUGCGGUAGUACCACAACCUCAUUUUGUUCCUCAGGUUGAACCAGCCCCUGUAUCGAACUGGUCACCAAGCCCCAGGUCAACAGACUCUUCACCGGUCACUGUCGGCAUGAAAAGAUCGCGAGAGAAUGGGCAAGAAGCUGAGGCAGACGUGGAGCCAGCACCCAAGAAGGCGUUUGGAUUUGAGAUGAAGUUGAGCAGUAACAUGCCUUCCGCGGCCAGCCAGGCGAGUCGUAAGAAACUCGAGGCAGUGUUUGGCGGCGUUGACGAUGAUGACUUGGCAGGAGCGGUUCCCAAGCGGAAACUGGUCAAACUGGACGAGGAGGAGGCGUCUAAGGACGAGAGUGAUGAAGCUGAAGAUAAGAAACGGAUUAUUAAAUCGCUUAUAGAACGUAUUCCUACUGCUAAGGAAGAACUGUUUGCUUAUAGCUUGGAUUGGAGUAUUGUAGACCAGGGUCUUGUGGAUCGUAGAAUACGACCCUGGGUUAAUAAGAAAAUAAUUGAGUACAUUGGCGAAGAGGAGCUGACCUUAACAGACUUCAUUUGUAGCAAGGUCAUAGCGCGCAGUUCGCCAAAACAUAUCCUGGAGGAUGUGUCCAUGGUGUUAGACGAAGAAGCAGAGGUGUUCGUGGUGAAGAUGUGGCGCCUUCUUAUCUACGAGACAGAAGCCAAAAAGCUGGGGUUGGUCAAAUGAUCCUGUUAGAUUACUGUCUUUUCCUUAAUUCUUAUUUGUACUUUCCAUCUGUGUACAUGUGAAUGCCGUUUAGGGUUUUACAGACUAUUUAAAUAAUGUAAAUACGCUCCAUUGUCGCCUAUCCGUGGAUAGCAAUUCUUUCACUGCCAAGGUCUUCAUCGUGUAGUUCAUUAAUAAAAUGGUGGAAUUUUCCAAA